AUGUCGUCCGCUGCCCGUCGAUCUGUUAUUUUGCCGAUGCUUCGACAAGCUCGCCCGUUUUCGUCAUCCACGGCUCUUCGCCAGGCCGUCGUUGGUGUUGAGCGUGUUCCGGCCGGAACUGUAGGCACGAUACCCGUCAGGCGACCAGUUGGAGGAUUCCGUGGAGGGCUUCUCGGUUUUUUCUUGGGAUUCUCUAUCGCCUCGGCAUAUGCGUCCUACUAUCUGCUCCAGGAAUACAAGUUUGCUAGUUCGCUGCUCCAAUCUAGCGUAGAGGAGUUGCAGGAAAGCACGGCCAAGAUGACAAACCAUCUGCAACGAAUCCAAGCCGUGGAGAAGGAGGUCGCCCGAUUGAACGGCGCUACGGCCGUCAAGGAGGAAGUUACCAAGCUGAGGAGCGAGAUGAAGAAGCUCUACGAUGGCGUCCACGUCGAGAACCUCGACUUGCGAGCUCACGUUUGGGGCAUCGAGCAGGACCUGCAGAGGUCGGCUAAGAACGAUGUAUUGAAAAUCUAG
Messenger RNA from Filobasidium floriforme, 513 nucleotides. RefSeq lists its product as uncharacterized. Lineage: Eukaryota; Fungi; Basidiomycota; Tremellomycetes; Filobasidiales; Filobasidiaceae. Bases 1 to 513 code for a protein of 170 amino acids. The record is from RefSeq and is a predicted model, not a curated record. The transcript has 6 exons.